This is a messenger RNA of Diachasma alloeum, 2953 nucleotides long. RefSeq lists its product as uncharacterized. The record is from RefSeq and is a predicted model, not a curated record. Bases 1 to 2205 code for a protein of 734 amino acids. Gene Ontology annotation, cellular component: plasma membrane. The transcript is spliced from 7 exons. Lineage: Eukaryota; Metazoa; Arthropoda; Insecta; Hymenoptera; Braconidae. Gene Ontology annotation, molecular function: long-chain-alcohol O-fatty-acyltransferase activity; diacylglycerol O-acyltransferase activity. Gene Ontology annotation, biological process: triglyceride biosynthetic process.
AUGAGGAGCUUCGCAAGUUAUAUAAACGAACAAGGGUUGAGACAAUACUUUCUGUCAGUGCUCUGCUCAAUAUUCAUCAGCACAUCUCCUCAAUUCUCCAAAAUGGAUAUAAAUCCGGAAAAUACUUCUGUCACGACGAUUAAUGAAGUCUGGGACUUCAUAUGGAUAACAUUCAAAAAUGCAUCACUGACGUAUGACCUUGCGUUCUCUCAAAAUGCUACCAAGACUGGACAGUCUGAGGAAGGCAAUAUUUUUGAUAAUCCAGCGAAAUUGGGAAUUUUUACGGGACUGCUGAUUGCGUGGCUGGCUGAUUUUCGGAUCGGUCCUAUUAAGGACAGCAGAAUGCUAGACAAGAAACUGAAAACCACAGCCACCUGGACCUUCAACAUAAUCAUCUUCACGCUCUUCGCGCCCUUUGUUACAAUCCUCCUGACCACCUGCUUCCUCUACCGUCGACUCAUCACCCAGAUCCUACGAAGAUCAGAAGGCAAUGACUUCGGUGGUCUUCUAGAAGGAUGCGAUUGCGUUUGGGCUGUUGAGGACGAGCACGCCUACUCCGUCAUCAACGUCCUCGGGAUUCUCGAGAUAAAACCGGUUAUGACUGCAGAUCCUUCGAGGAUCUUGAACGACUUGAGAAGACUCGUGCAAGAUCGUCUAAUAUCUCAGAACUUCGACAAGCUGUGUUGGCUGAGGGACCAGAAGUACGGGUACUUCUACUGGCGAAGGACCAACGGCAUCAUCAACCUGGAGGAGAGGAUCAGAUGGCUAGGGGAGGAUGACGAGGAGUGCAAGGGCACCUGCGGAGACGUCUACAAUGGAUACCUGAGAAAAAUGAUGAACAAGAUCUGCAAUCGACCGCUUCCUGAGGACCACAAGACCAACUGGGAGAUUCUUGUCGGCAGACACUGCCAGAAAUGCCUUGAUGGCCCUCAUAAAACUCUAAAUAUUCCCUUGGUCUUUAGAAUCCAUCACUCUGUUGGCGAUGGAGUUGCUCUGCUGAGGGUUCUGCUGGAAGCCAUCGCCGAUUCUCAUUUCAGUCCCAAGUGUCCAGUCGACGUUGUCAUCGAUCCAGAUUCUCAAAUAGCUAAUGAGGGAACGCUUCAUUCGCUUGAUGGUCUAGCUGUUUCGACUGAUGACGUUACUUUGAAGUCUUUGAACCAGAUCAUUCUGUAUACUGAUGAUCUCUUGGAUGCUUCCAUGCCGUUCGUUGUCAGACCAAUUCCUCCGGUUACGGAAAAGUUGAAGAGAAUUUUUGCAAGAACACGAGAGAUUGUCCUUCGGGUUUAUGAGAGAGCCCUAGCAACGGUCAAAUAUUUUGGAAGCAACAUGAUUGUGCUGCUGUCGAUACCUUCUUGUCUUGUUGGGCAGGCACUUCACUGCUUGGAUAACAGUGCUCUUCACGGUCCCCCGUUGACUGGCGAGAAGAUCAUAUCUUGCUGGAUGGAGGGGGACUUUGUUGAUGACGAUGAAGAUUCUGGACUUCUCGCGAAAAUUCGAGAUAUCAAGAACACGACUGGAACGAGGUUUGGGGAUGUCGUUCUUGCUGCCUUGUCUGAUAAUCUUCAUCGUUAUUUUGAAAAGCUCAACGAAACAGCUCCGAAAACUGUAACCGUCGUGAUACCAGCUAGAAUGUCAGCACCAAACAAACAACUCAGCCUCAGAAACCGAUUUUCAGUAGGAUUGCUACCAUUAUGCAUUUCCGAAGCAAACGGAAAGGAGUUGAUCCUCAAUAAUGAUGAAAACGAGGAAACUAAAUAUGGACGGAUGCUGGAGAGACUCCGGGAUGUGUCUAAAUGCUCAGAAGACUUGAGACACAGGCCAGAUUACCUGAUCAAUUACUGGGUGAUGAGCUGGCUGUCUGCUGCCUUGCCAAGGAGGAUCCUGGAGCCAUUCUUGAAGAGUCACAGUACUAUGGUCUUUAGUAAUCUACCUGGACCCAAUAAAAUUGAUAUUCUGGGGAAUAGUUUGGAGAAGGUUGCGUUCUGGAUUCCCCACAGAGGAACAACCGGCAUUGGCGUGUCUUUCCUAACGUACGGAGGCAGAGCCCAUCUUUCUGUAAUUGUGGACAGAGGAAUUAUAAGGGACGAAAAAAUUCUUGAUUCGAUAAUCAGGGGUACGGUUGAUGAUAUUCAAAAACUUCACGAAUAUAUCACUGUGAAGCUGACGCACCUACGGAAACAGGGUCUAGUGUGCAGUAACGAAUAAGAAUUCCUGAUUACCUCGAAUUAAGAGAAGACAUCUUCAGAAUGUUCAUUCUGAUAACUCCUUUGAACUCCUUUUGAUAACUAGAUCAAGAACAAUUUUUAUCUUUUUUAUAUUACAAAUUUUACAUGACUAUAAAUAACUACAGAUUUAUCUUCAUCUCAUUUUUAUAGUUUAAUAAACAGACAGUUUUCUUCGAAGUUUUCAUUCCAAAUUUCAAACGGGAUUCGCAUUUAUAGGGUCCAGUCUGCAGUAACGAAUAAGACUUCCUGAUUAUCUCGAAUUAAGAGAAGAAAUCUUCAACAUUAACUCCUUUUGAUGCCCAGAUCGACGACAAUUUUUAUCAUUUUUAUAUUAUGAAUUUUACAUCACUACAAAUAACUGUGCAUAUUUGUCUUCAUCACAUUUUUAUUGUUUAUUAAACGACAAUUUUAUUGUUGUACAAAACGAAUACAAAGUCAAAACGGAAAACACACUCUUGCUAGAGUCCCUCGAGUCCAAACAUUCGUCACACAACUUAAAUUAAUCGGAAUUAUCUAAGAAUUGGUCUAUGUAGGAGGAGAAUGCGGAAUACGAAUUUUGAUAUUUUCUCGUAAGCCAGGAACAUCAGAGCUGCUGUCAAUACAGUCUGUAGUAAUUUGGCUUCCAUUCCUUUGUACAGGCCCCCCAACCCUUGUGUCCUAUUGAAGAAGAGUAAAUAAAAAGAUUUGAUAAAAAAUCAAUAACGAAACUGUAAAACAGUUUACAUCGA